AUGAUCGGCUCGGUUGCCGGCCGUCGAAUCAUGAUUCGUGAAAGGGUUGAACUCUCUAUGAGUGGACAACAACUCCUCCGCGCGCAUGAUGGGCAUGCUGUGCUUCCGAUUGGCCGUGUUACACUUGCAGCCAUCCAGCCCAAUUGGCGACUCGAGCGUUCCACAAGCUGCAAUCGCCUCUUCACCUCAAGUAAGGGACCGAAAUCUAACUACAAGGUUCAGAUGGGGAAGAAGAUCAUUUUUGCCACGUAUUGA
Penicillium pulvis is the source of this 255-nucleotide messenger RNA. RefSeq lists its product as uncharacterized. The record is from RefSeq and is a predicted model, not a curated record. The transcript has a single exon. NCBI's taxonomy places the organism in Eukaryota, Fungi, Ascomycota, Eurotiomycetes, Eurotiales, Aspergillaceae. The coding region runs from base 1 to 255 and encodes 84 amino acids.